Molecule: messenger RNA, 378 nt
Organism: Paramuricea clavata
Lineage: Eukaryota; Metazoa; Cnidaria; Anthozoa; Malacalcyonacea; Plexauridae
Source: the annotation of a GenBank genome assembly
AUGUCGUUUAAGCUGCCUUCUUUUUCAAAAUCGAAGGUCUCCUAUCAAGAAUUCACGAAAGGUCUUGAAACAUUUUUGUGGACUGAUCUCUCCGAUACUAGUGAGAUUGGAAGAGGUACAUUUGGCGCAGUGUUACUCGCCUCUUUCAAGAGUGAGCAAAAAACAGCAGCAGAAAAAGUCGUUGUUAAGAAAUUGCUACAAUCGUCGAGGUCUGAUGAAAAACAAAGGUUUUUCAAGGAAGCAAGGCUUCUUCAAAGCCUCAACCACAAGAAUGUAGCGAAGUUCAAAAAAGUAUGUAUCGAACCGCCGGCGAUAAUGAUGGAGUUCGUAGCGUUUGAUUUUAAAUUCUUUUGUUCCGAGAUUAUGAAUCUAUUUUAA